Molecule: messenger RNA, 222 nt
Organism: Angiostrongylus costaricensis
Lineage: Eukaryota; Metazoa; Nematoda; Chromadorea; Rhabditida; Metastrongylidae
Source: the annotation of a GenBank genome assembly
AUGCGCACGCCGGUGAAUAUGAUCCUGACGGCAAUGGCAUGCUGCGACACGGUGGUGCUGUUCUCUAACCUAGUCUACACCACGCACUACCAGUUCGUCGCGUUCAAGCACUGCCAUCCGAGGCACUGGAGCUACGGCUGGGCGCUGUUCCUCAUCGCCCACGCGCACCUCUCCCUGGUCGGGCACAGCUCAUCCGUGUGGCUGUCAGGUCAGUACGAUUAG